Molecule: messenger RNA, 1587 nt
Organism: Loa loa (African eye worm)
Lineage: Eukaryota; Metazoa; Nematoda; Chromadorea; Rhabditida; Onchocercidae
Exons: 9
Coding region: 346-1587 (413 amino acids)
Source: RefSeq, a predicted model, not a curated record
AUAUUUUAAUGCUUAAAGCGCUGAGUCAAUUAACAAUUUCAAUCUUCCUGAUUGACAAAAAUAGCUGGAUCAGAUUUACGUGCAUAUAUACAUGUGUGUGUGGGUGUCCGCGUCUGUGUGUUUGUGUGUGUGUGUGCGUGUAUGUCUGUGUGUUUGUGUGUGCGUGUGUGUGUGUACGUUUUAGAUAUGUGUGGUUAUCGAUGUACAUAAAAGAAAAACUUGUCAUAUUGAUGGUCGCUCACCGACCCAGAUCUCCCUAAAGGUGUAAUGCAUUCUUCAUCGCAUUCACAUACACAUACAUACAUGAACACACAUUAUCGAAACGAAUGAAUCCAUUGAAUCUAAAUGGCGACGUACUAUUUGAGUGUCAUCACAACAGCCUUACUUCAUUUCAUCAAACUUUUUCAUGGUUUUGAUGUACCUUGCACACAGAAACUGAUUGGCAGUAAGUGUUUGUUUGAUGAAGAUUGUUAUGGUAUGAACAGUGUUUGCCGAGAACAACGAUGUACUUGUCCAACAAAUUUCGAAGAGUUUGAUAUUGAUGGACAGACAACUAUAUGCAGAUCAGCUCCGAACAAAAUUGGUGACAGUUGUCAAAGGGACUGCAAACCGCCGCUUCUUUGUCGAGAUGGGAAAUGUGAAUGUUGGGGCGGAAGUAUUAUCAACGGAGAGUGUGUCGUGUCUUGCCCAUCAGGACAACAAUUAUAUGGAGUAGAAUGUCAGAGAGUAGCACAUUGGGGACAAAACUGCGAAAAGGACAACCAAUGUGUUGAUGUUUUCAAUGCAUGCAUCGCUGGAGUAUGUCAAUGUGCGCCCGGUACUACACGUGAUGUGACCGGACAGCGAUGUUUUGCAUUAUGUCCGGAUGGAACACAACCUCAACAAGCUUGUCGGCGUCUUUUUAUUAAUGAUAUUGAUAUGCUUGAAAAUGCUGCAUCAACAGAUAGCUGUCCUUUGGGUUAUCGAUGUGUCGCGUACGGCAGUCCAUACGUGGGACAUUGCUGUAAAUUGAAAUGUCCCUAUGGAGAACCUGAUUUAACGCAGUCGUGCGAUAUGGGUGUCUCCGAGAAACAUCGAUGUCGACCCCUUACUCAUCACUGUUACACAAUCUCGGAACCUGGCUGGAAAACGAGUUUAUGUUGUCCAAAACCAUGUCGCGAUCCAACUCCGCUUUAUAUUAAUAAUCAGUGUUUAAGUAUAGCACAUAGAGAGGACCCUUGUCAACUUCAUCAACAGUGCGAAGGCGGCGUAACAAUGCAUUGUAUCUUGGGACUUUGUCAAUGCAAAGAUGGCUUUCAUCCUAGUAAUGAUGGUCGAUUUGCAACAUGCGAGAAAAGUUGUGGAAUUGAUGAAAUCUCUGUUAUGGAUAAAUGUGUACGACGAGUACAUCUAGCUGAGAGAUGCGUGACCAGCAAGCAAUGUCCAAAUUUUUCAGAAUGUCGCUUUGGUACUUGUCAAUGUUUGUGCGGCUAUAAACAGGAUUCCUUGAUCGGAUCACGCUGCACUAAUCCAGAUGAUCCAUUCAGUUUAAAUGCAAUUUUGACGGGUGUUGAACAAGUAUUCGGCGGAAAUGCGCGAAAUCCAUAA